GUGUCUGCUGGCAGUUUGCGUUUAGUUUGGACUUUAGUUAGUGACGGUGUCUCUCACGAGGAGGACCUGCUGCCGGAGAUCGAUUCGAUUUACGCGCGAGAACGAUUGUUUACGUCGCGAGACCGACAGAUUUAUUCAAUUGUCAUUACGAGAACGAGACGAUGAUGAACCCCUCAGCGGGAGACACCGUCAACCCAACGAAGACGAGUUUAACGACUGGGGAGACUCCUGAUGGAGGUAAUCGCCGUCCUCCAGCCCGGACUGAAUCGAACCCCGUGGCUAGGAAACGACAGCUGGAACCUCUGUCCACGAAAACGGAGAUCCCCACGAAGACCCCGCGACAUGGUGAACAUCCCCAGGACAAUGCUAGAAGCAAUAAGCAAGUGGCACGGAUGUCCCAGGUAGGGAAUGGGAACCCCAUGCGAAUACGAGGUGGUUCCUCCCUGGCGACGACGUUGGUCCCAAGUUCCCAUGUCGAAAAACCCACCAUUGAUUCUCCUAUGAGAGCUCCGUCCGCUCCGAUGGAGCCUCCAUUGGAUGAUGAUCGACUGAAUAUACCGAAGAGUAGCGAACCACAGACUUCGGAUGAUCCUGGAGUAUCUUCAUUGUCUAAAGACAAUGAUAAGACACGUGGGUUAGAAUGCCCGACUUCUUCCGACUCUCAAGAAACUAGCACUAGAAUAAAAAUAAAGGAGCAAAAUGUCCAAGAUAACGAUACUCCAAAGUCUCUGAAGAGGCCACCCGAAGACUUAGGAUCUAAUGCUAAGAUACAACGAAAAGAAGACCCUGUGGUCCAAGUAUCAAUUAAGAUUAUUGAAUCUCAAGAAACUUCCAGGACUGUACCCAAGGUAACGUCGAUUCCUGUCACAACCCGUGACCCACAAAUUGACCAAGAAGUCUCAAAAGACGAAAGUGAUAUCGAACUGAGACAAGUUCCUCAGGAUGAGUUGAGGAGUGAAGAAGUCAGAGUGACAAAGAAGCCACCGAUAUAUCCGGAGGGACCUCAGAAACGUGCUGCCAGGACCGUUAGGCGUGACGAUGCUGCUCGACUUCGAAAAACAAUACAGUGGCUCGAGGAAGGUGCACGUAGGAUGCGAGAGGAUCUUGCGGCUACAAGAGCUGAGCUUCACGAGGAGAGAAAAGCUGCCAGGAUGGCGAGGAGGGAAUUGGACACUGCGGUGAGGGAAGCUCGAAAUAUGGAGGCUGCCAAACACCAGCAGAUUAUUUCUGAGCUGAAAAUCAGACUUUCUCAGUCACCUUCACGACUUCCGUCGGACGCGACGUCGUCGUCCACGAAGGCUGAACUAUUGAAAGAGGAAAAUCAUCGGCGAGAGCUUUCAGCCACGAAGAAACGUCUGGCCGAAGCUGAAUCCACAAUACAGAAGUUAAAAUCGAAUUCGUUGAAUCCGAAAGAAUCUGGAAAGCGCAGAAAACUCGUCGACGGACGUCCCUUGGAGGUCGAGGUUCAGAAUCUGCGGGCAGCCAAUAAGAGACUGGAGGAAAAGUUAAGCAUGCUAGUCGAAGCCGAAAGAUCUCGAACCGUGGAGCUAAGGGUGCAGCAUGAAAAUCACGAGGCUGAGUUGGCUGCUCUUCAAAAAACUUUACGUAGCGACACCAUCAAAAUGAUGGACGAAAUACGAAGUAAAAACCGAGAAAUUGAAAAACUGGAAAAGCUCGUGCAGGAGGGCUCGCAGAUGCAUCGGAAACUGCAGACGAAGGAAGACGACCUGAUGCGAAAACUGCGGGAGAGCGAAAGGAAUCAUCAGAUUCGACUCGCACCUCGCAUCGACGAGAAGAUCCCCGGCGGUGACCAUGCGGUCGACUUGUGCAAAGGGGAUUGCGAGGCUGUGGCGGAAGUCGAGCGCCUUCGGGAACUCGCCGUGGAGCAGCAGGAGGUCAUCGAGGUACUGAGGCAGGCAGUCAAGGAGAAGGAGCGGAAAUUGGAUCAGUUGUCGAACAAGAAGCGGAAGGAAGAAUUUUACAGACAAUGGUUAGAACUGGAACCAGUUGCUGAGGUGGACGAUGAAGAGGAACACGAGGAAGGUGAUAGCGCACUUUCCAGCGCUCCGUCGUCCUUGUCGCCACAACCUGGUGGAUGCGGGCAAUGGCAGGCCAAUGGGGUUACCCGGGAAGCCUAUGAAGCUAUCAUCCUUGAAGUUGACGAACUGCAGACAAAACUGCUGGAAGAGCAACAGGAACUGGCUCAUGCCAAAAGUCAGGUGCGGGAUCUUGAGAAAGCUCUUCUUCAGGAGACAAGAGGCAGCCAAAACAGCAGACAGGCACUCAGCGACAAGCUACGUGAAGCCGAGGAACGCGAAGCUGCCCUUGUGUCUGAAAUCUCCGAACUUCGGGAUCAGAACGAACUCCUGGAAUUCCGUGUCCUGGAAUUGGAGGAAGCGCCAUGUACUAGAGACACGCCUGAUCCGGCAGACAGCGGGAUAGUUUCACCGGAACCGAUACACAUCUACAAGGAUCAGUCGAAUAAGCAACGAGACCGAGCCGUGGCGACAGUGAUACCUUACAACACCUACACACAUCCGGUAUCUCCGGUACCGCAGAAGACGCCGCUGUCACUUCAGGAAAGCGGGAUAUUUGACGAGGAGGAUGAGACUGAAGUAGAAUUGGCGAGUCGGGGCACACAAACUGAAGCUCCAGCUGGUGAGUUGCUCCAGGAAGUCCAGCGUCUUCACGAGCUUCGUGCUCGUAUUCAGGAGCGAGCUGUCAAGGUCCCCGUUCCUAUAAUCGAUGCUAAGACCAAUUGCAAUCCUGAGGUCGUAGGUACUGUGGAUACUGCUCAGGUCACUUCUUAUCAGGAACGAAUCCGCGAACUAGAAGAACGACUCUGUUCUUACGAAGAAGAAGAAGAAAAGCAGCUUUUGGAUAAACAAGUCUCGAAGCAGAGGGAGGAGGAACUCUUGGAUGAGAAUUAUCGGCUGACCGAAAGAGUGUACUGGGUUGAGAAUGAGUUACGUAAUGUAAAAGAUAAAGAGAAAAGUGUACGGGAAGUGGGGACGAUAACUGAUAUCCAAAUUUUCUCCAUGGGUGAUUCAUCUUCGCUUGCCAUGACUGAAAAGCUCCCACUCGGUGAAAAUACACCUGGUAAAAACUCAAACGUCGUCAAAGACACUGUUGACGUUUCUUCAGUUUCUCAUUGCGGAAAGAUCUUCCAUCAUGCUAUGGAGAAGUUGGCAGGUGACACCGCCUUAGAAAUGAAGGAUUAUGGUACGUCGGAUGACUCGAAGAAGUUCUUGGACUUGGGACAGUUAGGAUGCGCCAAGGAUGAAUGCAUCGAAUGCAGAAAUCUUUGGAUCGUUUGUUCCAACAAAAUUCAACGACUCACGGAGGAGGAGCGGCAGAUGAGAGAGCAGAUAUCCGAUCUGGAGCGUAGAGAGGAAGUCUUCGUCAAGACUCUUCAGCAAGCAGAUAGCAUGUGGUUACAGCUAGAGUCAGAGUAUGCUACUCAACUGAAGGAACUGCGAGAUCAGUUGAGCAAGAAAUUCGAUGUCAAUCAAAGAUUGACGAGUCGUCUCUGUGACCUGGAAGAGGAGGUUCGUAGGACCACCUCUCGUCAAAAUCCGUUCCAAGGGAUGUGGAAUUUUGUGAAGAGUAGUACCAAAGACGAGGUCGACUGUUCGAUGAUGGUGGAAUCAUGCUGUGCGGAACCAAUGGAGAUAGAUGUUGACGAAACGCCGAGUUCAAGGAACUCGUUCAAACAAAAUGGUCAUAAAAAUUUUAUUGACAAAGAACCCGAAAACGUGGAAGAGCCGGUACCUGCAACCUCAGCGGGAAGAGUCACUGCCGACGGUGAGGCUGCUGCAGGAAAUAACAGAGGUGAGAGUGCCACAGUGAGUUCCAGCAAGGCCGAGGUCACGAGGUUCACGCAAACAGAUGAGUUUACCGUGACGCUCGGGGACUGGCGCCAUUCGGCCAAAAGUAACCAACACGAUAAGCCACGGUCAACACAACCUGUUCCUGAUGGCAUCGUGAAAACGGAGCCGCCUCUCGUUUCCCAGGUGGAAUCGGUGUCACGCCAUGACGCCACGGCGUCCGUAGCACAUAGUCGAAUCACGGUUGACGUUCCUUCGGUCCAAGAGAUGGAUUUGCAACAACCUGAAUUAGCUAAGGAGGCCAGAGAAGAAGACUUCGCUGCCGGAAGCACAGAAAACUCCGUUGAGGCAGAUAGAGAAGUAUCGCAGGCCCUGGCCGAGGAGGAACACGCCGAUGAAGAGGAAGCGGUCGUUACGUUUACGGAAAGAGAACCGGAAAAGAAGGUUAGACACUGUCAGAAUGAGAUUAUGAAAAGGGAAGGGUGGGCAAUGAGAGCGCGGAACAUAAAAGCUAGGGCUGGCAGUUUUUUUAAACGAAAUCAGACGAGGACCCAAUCACGUCGAUUGGUUUUAUAUCAGGAGAUUUGCGUCUAGAAGAUCCUCCCCGAGACAAUUUUACGUAUUCUGAGUUAUUUCGUUUAAUCUGAAGAGUCGUAUGUAGAUUACGUCUAGGGACACUCAUCUUAUUGCGACGUGACUUCAACGCGAUAUCUUUAACACGGGAACGGAUUGCACACGAUCCCACCAAGAAGAUCAAGAGAUUUAAAGAUCUGGAGCAAAUAGUUUAUCACAGAUUUUCCAAGGAUCAAACCGUCAUCGUUCACCUUCGAAGACGUAAUGAGUUUAUACCGAUGAGAAUUUCACGAUAAAUAAAAAAAUAAAACGAAUCUGACUGUUCGACGAAGAAACACUAUCUACUUGAGAAGAGUAGUGAAAUACCAGAAAAAAAGAGUAGAAAAAUACCAACGUCAACGAAAAGCUACGUAACGGAUAGCCCUUCGUAUAGACAGGAAGACAUGGCCAAGCAUUGCCACUGCAUUAGAGAAGACUGAGGGAACUUGAAAAGUAACCUUUGGAAGUGAUGAUUCCAGGCACAGAAAAAAAAAACUAUCAAACUGCAAGUUUUACGAAAAAAGAACCCGCAUACAAUGUAUAUGCAUGUUCAUGCACAAACAUUUGGCACACUCUAUCCGGUGACGGCAGUUUAGAAAUGGAGACAGGAUAUCCGGCAGGAUUCGUGCCGUAUUUCAACAAGGACGAUUUGAACAGGACUAUGAACAUCCUGGGAAUACGCGAGUCUGUUCCUCGUUGCACUUUAUCCUAUGACCCAGUUUGGCAGCUGGUUCUGAACUGGCCCAAGAUUAUCUACUUUCGCUGGAGGUGAAGGUCUCAACCUUUCUUCGUUGCCGGUACCAUUUUACUCCAGUCGGUGGCCUUUACUUUCGCAGCGAGCUUCUUGCGCGUCCAGUUCAUCCUACAGGAUGUGUCGAGGAACUGCGGUUUUCGAAGCAUCAAUAAGGACAAUACUAGCUGGCGCUGCUUGGUAGGCCCAAGUGACGUUCAGAAAUGGUACGUCCUGCCGCACGAUGGAAGUUGCCUCCAAAUUUUAAUUCAUCGACAGAAACGACAUUGUCACCGGUCGUUCCCAAUGCAUAUCGCAUAGCCCUAAGCGUGAAAUGCGUCACGAACUGGAGCACAAAAACAAAAGCAAUUAAACAUACAUACGUUACGUGCCUUACUAUUUCCUAUUUCAUACCAAGAAUAUGGUAGCUUGAGAUUAUCAGUAGGCCAUAGUAAAGCUUACAGAUGCCCAUGGUGCUUCCUAUAAAAUUUCGGACCAAGCGUCAUGUAUAUAGAUGAAACUGAAGGGGAAAAUAUUACUUGCCCCUUCUUAUCGUUUCACUUGAUUUUUCAUUGCCGCUUUAUUUGUACUUUCUCGUUGCAUUUCAUCAACGAUUCAUUCACGUAGAACAGAUCUUUAUAUAUUCAUUCUGUUGCUUCAUAUUCUAUGUAAUGACGCUUGGUCCAGCGGAUGCGUCGCUGCCUCUAAUUUCUUUUGAGUUUAAAUGUGGGAUAUUGAAAAUUUUUUUUUUAAAAAGCUGUUCUAUUUAAUAUCGUCACGGUCGAAGCGCAAGGUGAUAAAAUACAUUUACAUUCGUGUCGAUAAAAGAACUGCGAUUUUUUAGUAACUAAUUUUUCUCGUUCCCGUAUAGAGGCAGCGUAUACGACCACAGAUGCGAUAACGAUUUUACGUGAACGCGCAUGAAGUAUAUCUGUAUCUCUUUUUUUUUUGUAACGAACUCAUCGGUUUAUUGUCCACCGUUGAAAUUAGUCGAAAUAUUAAAAAGUAAAGUCUUCAGAAGAAAUAUAAUUUUCCUAUGAAUUCUAAUUCGAAGAUAACUUUUGCAAAAUAUUUAAUAAAAAGGAUUGGUCAAGGAGACGCCGAUUUUAUAAACGAAACGACUCGACUGCGAUACGACAAGUUAUACGCACACGUGUGCAUGGAUAUGUAAUUUUUCUAGCUUGCUAAUUGAUUUCUCCGAGUUAUUUUUUCUCUUUGUAUUUGAUUAACUUCACCGUUAAACCGCGAAGGACUCUCUGCUUUCUCGGAGAGAGAGAGAGGCCGUUUCGAUUUCGUUUGAUUGGCCCAACAGGUGCAGGUGUGUUGAACGUAAUUAUUAUAAGUUUAAAUGCUGCCGUGAGUAAGAAUCCGUUAAUGAGCAUAAGCGAAAUAAGUUAGUAAUUAGGUACUGCCUCUAGUCGAUUUAUUUUCUAACGUUCUCAGUCCUACAUCGUUUAUCGCGAUUAUUGCUCUCACCGCAGUGCUCGAUUAGUUUAUCUUUUGAUUGAUUUUAUUUGUAUUUAAGUCGACUGGCCGAUGCUACACGUGCUUCCGAUUUGUACAUAUAUAAUAGUGUUACCCUCCUAUGCACAAUACGUAUUUUAAGGACUCACCGUUGUUAUGGUGUAUAAGUAAUGUAUUUUGAUUGAAUAUAGAUUGUCCAAUAAAUUUAAUGAAAGUGUUAA
Molecule: messenger RNA, 6854 nt
Organism: Cephus cinctus (wheat stem sawfly)
Lineage: Eukaryota; Metazoa; Arthropoda; Insecta; Hymenoptera; Cephidae
Product: janus kinase and microtubule-interacting protein 3
Exons: 13
Coding region: 162-4421 (1419 amino acids)
Source: RefSeq, a predicted model, not a curated record